AUGGUCGACAGCGGUUUAAAUAAGAGCAGCGCGUCGAAGUGUGGGACCAUUGGAACAACAGUGUUGAGACCAGUGUGGGGAAACUGCGCGGACACGCGCACACAUGGCACACAUGCGUGCAGCCCGAAUCCGAUUUCAAUGUUCCUGGGGUCGUUGGCUUGUCCUUCGGCGUAUCGACCCUUUCAAAUUUUGGACUUGCAACGAAAAAUCUGUCUCGUGCAAUUUUGCCUGGGAGACCAUGGAAAAUUUUUGGUGGCCAUCAGGGCGGGUCACCACAGGAAACUUCGCAGCUUGUACCCGCUGUUUUGUGAAGGCCUUGUUGAUUGCGUGAUUGCGUUUUGA
This is a messenger RNA of Ostreobium quekettii, 342 nucleotides long. NCBI's taxonomy places the organism in Eukaryota, Viridiplantae, Chlorophyta, Ulvophyceae, Bryopsidales, Ostreobiaceae. The record is from the annotation of a GenBank genome assembly.